AUGGCUCUAACACUGUAUCGAGUAUUUAGAAUCUUUCCCACGCCACCUAUCGAUCAAUUCAAAUGGUUAAAGGAACGUACGACUCCAAUCGUCUUCAACAGCAUCAAACGGUGUUAUUCGUUAUCACCAAGACAUAAUGAUAAGCGGAUCAAUUCAAGCAUUGAUGAAUGUGAAAAAACAAUAAAACAAAUAGAAUCUGAAGGGCCAAUUGACUUUGCUUGCUUAGAACCAAUAGGACUCGAUUGGGCAUCAUUGCCUGACGAAGAUUUGAGUCAUCUGGAUGCACUCGACAAUCUCGAAAGCACUGAAGAAUCUUCCAAUUCAUCAAAAUCAAUAAAAGGUUCUGAAUCAACCGUUUCACGUACAAUUGCUGGUCAAGAUGCAGAUGAUGGUGGUGUGAUCCAACACCUUUCUUCUCCUGGCGAUCCCAGAUCGAUCAUCCCGCAAGUUCCUUGCCGCCGGAUUUCGGCCGGAAUUGCACAGGAAAUAUCCGAUCAGUUCCUGGCCGUUUCCAGCUCAAAUUUUGCAGGAAACGGUUGGAAAACGAACCGAACCGACUGUGCCAUAAUAACCUGGGAUAUAGCAGAUUUGUUCAUGCCAAAUUUAGGGUAUCAACGAAAACUUGUUGCUACGAUUUCCUCAUCGUUUUAUAACCAAUUGCAUGGUGUUCGAGUAUUGGUUAUACCAUUGUCAUCGGUUAUGAACAACAGUUCUUCAUCGUAA
Molecule: messenger RNA, 723 nt
Organism: Adineta ricciae
Lineage: Eukaryota; Metazoa; Rotifera; Eurotatoria; Adinetida; Adinetidae
Source: the annotation of a GenBank genome assembly